AUGAGCAACACCCGUUAUUGGANGUUAUUGGAUGUGCCUCUGAUCACAAUGAAUGGGACACAAGUGGUGACCAGUGGUACCGAUACGGACUUUGACAAUUUCACCUCGAUGAGUGUGGAUUGGCAAGCUAUUUCACAUGGUCGUUACUCAUGGGACUCUUUGCGCUAUCGUGAAGUAUGCACCUUCCUUAACGGAACCUGGGGUGGUGUCGGUUGCGAUCCGUUCUACGUGCCCGAUGUGUUCUUUUUCUCGUGCAUCCUAUUCAUUUUCACCUUCUUGUUGGCUAUCGGACUGAAGAAUGCCCGUUCCUCGUCAUUCUUCCCGGCACGCGUGCGUGCACUGAUCUCGGACUUCUCGGUUGUCAUCGCCAUCGCAACCUCGACAUUGACAGAUUUUUUGCUGGGUUUGCACACUCCCAAACUGCUUGUUCCCACCGAUUUUGAGCCGACACUUGGCUAUAAGCGCCGUGGCUGGUACAUACCUCCGUUCAACGGUAAUCCGUGGUGGACGUCCCUUGUCGCAUUGGGUCCCGCACUGUUAGCAGUUAUUCUGAUCUUCAUGGAUCAACAGAUCACCGCGGUUAUUGUAAAUCGUCGAGAAAACAAAUUAAAGAAAGGAGCCGGGUACCAUUUAGAUUUGCUCUUAGUUGCGGUAACUAUCAUGAUCAAUUCACUGGUUGGAAUCCCAUGGUUCGUUGCCGCCACAGUACUGUCCAUCAAUCACGUGCUAUCGCUGAAGAAAGAAUCGGAGGCUAGCGCACCCGGUGAACGUCCAGUAUAUCUCGGUUGCCGGUACGUUGGUAAUCUACGUUCCUAUUUUCCCUUACAUUUAAAUACAUUUUUGAUUUUGACUGGGUGCACGGAGAAGCUUGUUUACCUGUCCAUUCCUUUUUAUGCAUGUUUGAACGAAGUCCUCAAAUAA
Messenger RNA from Echinostoma caproni, 921 nucleotides. The record is from the annotation of a GenBank genome assembly. Lineage: Eukaryota; Metazoa; Platyhelminthes; Trematoda; Plagiorchiida; Echinostomatidae.